AAUAUAUUGAAUUGAUCUUAUCUCGACAUUUGUCGCCAUUUCCGUCCGUGAUUACCAUUUGUCCAUCUCCGCAUCCUUCUCCGCUUGCUGCCUCGGAUAAAGAUCAACCCUCAAUGGUGCAAUCGCCGAUAAGAGCGGAGUCACCCGCCUUUAGUCGGCAGAUAACUUGCCCGUCUGGGAAGGUCAAAGCCGGGCUGGCUUGCGGUGACAGAAGCCUGGCUUUUGGAGACUUGGAGGUUGUUCUCUGUUUAAUCCGGAGAGUUAGCUUCUCGGUGGGAGACCGAGUUGACUUGGAGACUCGACUCGUCCAACGGACCGAACCCGCGUUGGAUUGGGUUGGUGUGAUGGGCUCUUGGCUUUGUCUUAGAUGAGGGCCCUGUCCACGUCAAUCGUGUUCGUGUUGAAGUGGGUUUGCGUCACUAUAUUUGGCGUGACUAUGGAUGCAUGCUCUGUUUGGAGUCUGGUUUUCCAGGUCUAGACAUAACA
Aspergillus alliaceus is the source of this 486-nucleotide messenger RNA. RefSeq lists its product as uncharacterized. The transcript has a single exon. Lineage: Eukaryota; Fungi; Ascomycota; Eurotiomycetes; Eurotiales; Aspergillaceae. Bases 114 to 371 code for a protein of 85 amino acids. The record is from RefSeq and is a predicted model, not a curated record.